Aspergillus aculeatinus CBS 121060 is the source of this 1930-nucleotide messenger RNA. Its product is annotated as DUF2434 domain-containing protein. Bases 331 to 1866 code for a protein of 511 amino acids. The transcript has 2 exons. The record is from RefSeq and is a predicted model, not a curated record. NCBI's taxonomy places the organism in Eukaryota, Fungi, Ascomycota, Eurotiomycetes, Eurotiales, Aspergillaceae.
UCCGGCCAUGGAUGCACUACAUAUCCUCGCUCGACGGAUCAUGACCCGAACCCAAAAGCCAGGGUCCAGACUCUGAUUGGGUUGCUUGGGUCCUCGGCGCAUCAUCGACUCGUCCCUGGAUGCGACCUUGUCGCUGAUGUCCCGCCGUCAUGGCUCCGUCGCGUCCCGAGCAGCUGUAGCUCGCUCUUCCAUCUGGUCUCAUCGGUUCCCUCCGAUUGUUCAACUAUCCUGAUGGUGAUCAUCGGCCUCACUCCCUGCUCGGGAACUUGCAAGUCUCCAAGCCGAUCGCCUUCUCGCCUGGGGGCCAUCCUACCUUGAACCGACCACGCCAUGACGCUACUGUACGUUCGCGCUGUCGUGCCUUUCGAGGCCGGCGCCAACUCCACCGAUGUACUCAUCAACGAGGUUCAUUUCAAUCGCACCGCCCUCGAUCUUUACCACUACAAGCUCUACAGCAACGGGACGCUCUCCAAUGGCACGGAUUGCUAUCUUGCAUUCAACCAGUUCAAGCCCCAUAUGCAGACGGAGAACGGGACGGUCAUCAAGGGAGUCUCGUGCUAUGCGCCCGUCCGGGAUAUGGGUUCCCAUGCAGCAGCAGGCCUGGCCUUCGCCCUGAUGUUCUCCAUCUCCAUUUUCUUCACCUUGGUCAAUUUGCGCAAACACGGGCGACGAUACUUACCGCAUGAUCGACGGUGGAGACUCUUGGGUCGCCGAGCCAAAUGGAUCUGGAUGCUCGUGCUUGCCGGCUGCGGAGCGAUUAGUUGUUUCAUGAGCAUCGAUGUGGAUCGGGACUAUGUGGUGAACAGUCCCUUGAUCCUGCAGAGUGUCUUCUAUACCAUUCUCACCCCCGUGAUGAUGGCGGUCGUGUGGGAAGCUGUUCGGCACUGGGGCUCUUGGCAGGAGCGACAGAUCAUCGAUCGAGACCCUUACGCAUUCAGCAAGUCCAGUACCCGCCGAGGCCAAGAAUUCGUGCUGCCGAUGAUAUUCUACGGCUUAGCCCUCGCGAAUUUCUUCCUGACCGUGCCGCGCUCCUGGGGGCCGAUCGAAAGGCAACGAAGCUUGGAGCAACAGAUGGCGGAUGCGAAACCUGCCGCGACGGACAUCCGAUGGCGCAUCGCCAGCUUCCUAGCCAUGGGUGGCGUUCUCGUUAUCUGCUAUAGCCUGGAGCACAGUUUGUACCGCUACCGCAUCCGCCCGACGAGUACCUGGGGCCAGCUUAUGUUCUACCUCAAUGCCGCACCCUCCCAAUUCCUCGUGGCCCUCGUGUUACUCGGGUUCAAAGUCGGAUAUGCAAUUGCAUCUGCGUAUGACUGGACGGUGUCACCGUUGAGAUAUGGUGUCAGCGGCGGUUGGAUCUACGGACUGGGUUAUACGCCCCCGCUCCUCCUGAUAAUCCUGUUCAACAUCUGUGGUCACUGUGAGUUGAACGACGACCAGGCUCUAAUCGCUCGUCGCGGUGACCUCGAUAAUGCCAUCGCAGACGACAUGGGCGUUGGCCAGAGGAAACCCAGUUGGUGGACAAAGGGCCGUUCGUUUGUUCGGGAGAUUAGGAGACAGUCAACCCAGAAAGACACGGACGAGAUGGACCGGUAUGUUGAGAUGGGAAUCAUCAAUCCAGAGGAGCAGCAGCAGCAGCAACCGGGAGAGGACCCCUUCACCAAACCCAAGCCAGAAACUCAGAUCAACAGCCGAACUGCCAGUCAAGCCAGCGAAGCAACAAGUAUGACGGCAGUGGACAGUGUUUCGGAUGUGGCUCACCGUCAUAUGGAAUAUGCGAUAGAGUCAGGGAACCUGUCGCGGUGCUCGUCGGACGACCCGGCUGCAGUGCAUCCUCCACAGAGAGCCAAGGACAUGAUUGAUGGGUAGGCAGGUGGGUACGUGGUACAAUCGCUUAAUCGGAGUGGAUACGAUUGUGGAGUAGCCUGUUAUG